AUGGGAAGAACUCUGCCCACGCCGGUGUCUUGCAAAGUGUGCGGUGAUCGAUCAUACGGUAAACAUUACGGUGUUUAUUGCUGCGAUGGUUGCUCGUGUUUCUUCAAGAGAUCUGUGCGUCGCGGCGCCUUGUUUACCUGCACAAAUAGCGAUGGCUCUUGCACCGUUGACAAAGCUAGACGAAAUUGGUGUCCGCAUUGCCGUCUAAAAAAAUGCUUCUCCGUUGGCAUGAAUACAGCAGCGGUACAGGAGGAACGAGGACCUCGCGUUCGAAGUAACGUACUCUCAAAUCCGCAUAAUUCUAGUCUCACCUGGAAGCCUACAGUCGAUUCAUCGACGACUCUUUGUGCACGCUUUAACAAUUCCGAGAUAUACUUGCCCUUUAAAAAUCCUGCACUGAACAACACUUUAAUGAUGAAGACAUUACACGAGUCUGAAACUGGAGAGAAUAUAUUCUUACCUGUUAUGUCACGUCAUAUACAACCGACAAGAAUUAUAUCGCCUGGCACAGCUAUACAGUACGAAAUAUCUGCGCAAAUAUUUCUGGCGGCUGUUCGAAGUGCACGUCGACACCGAGACUUCUUAAUGCUGAACGUGGAGGAACAAAAUAAAAUUCUCCGUCAUGGAUGGUCCGCUCUCUUCGUUCUACGCGCGGCCACGUGGCCGAUCGAUCUGAUGAACAUACGAGGACAAGAUACGACGAAUAACGACGGUGCGACAGCAUGCUUGACCGCGGCGCGCACCGCGAUUGCAAAACUGCAACUCGAUGAUGUCGAAUUAUGCAUUUUGGAUACAUUCGCGCUGUGUCGUCCUGAGAUUACCAAUACCACCAAUAGUUUCCGCGUAAUGUCACAAGCGCGAGAUAACGCCGUAGAGGCAUUAAUACUACAUCUUCGACAUCGUGAUGAUCGCGAUAACAAAUUGGCCAAGAUUCUAUUUGUCCUACCUAUUCUUACCGGAUGCUGCCCUCGGGAAUUGGCCGGGGAAUUAUUCGCGCCGAUUAUCGGCGAUGCAGAUCUAGAAAGAGUCAUCGCGUCUGUGCGAUAAGUUCACUGUAACAAUGAAAUACUUAAAAUAUGUAUUGUAAUC
Messenger RNA from Cataglyphis hispanica, 1089 nucleotides. It is a transcript of the gene Hr83, whose product is annotated as nuclear receptor subfamily 2 group E member 1. Gene Ontology annotation, biological process: cell differentiation; anatomical structure development; regulation of transcription by RNA polymerase II. Gene Ontology annotation, molecular function: RNA polymerase II cis-regulatory region sequence-specific DNA binding; nuclear receptor activity; zinc ion binding. NCBI's taxonomy places the organism in Eukaryota, Metazoa, Arthropoda, Insecta, Hymenoptera, Formicidae. The record is from RefSeq and is a predicted model, not a curated record. Bases 1 to 1047 code for a protein of 348 amino acids. The transcript has 6 exons.